This is a messenger RNA of Trachymyrmex septentrionalis, 1570 nucleotides long. RefSeq names its product retinoblastoma-binding protein 5 homolog (gene Rbbp5). Bases 144 to 1541 code for a protein of 465 amino acids. The record is from RefSeq and is a predicted model, not a curated record. NCBI's taxonomy places the organism in Eukaryota, Metazoa, Arthropoda, Insecta, Hymenoptera, Formicidae. Gene Ontology annotation, cellular component: Set1C/COMPASS complex. Gene Ontology annotation, molecular function: protein binding. The transcript has 7 exons.
CGCAGAACAGAUAACACUGGCAACAGACAACGCUGUUGCUUUUCGCAACUUUUAUAUGUUCUGUGUAGUACGAAUGUAAAUCAAUGAAUAACUGUGAAUAAAGUGGAUAAAUUAUAAGAAGCAAACAUUGAUUUUGUGUCAAAAUGAACUUGGAACUAUUAGAGUCAUUUGGUCAAAACUAUCCAGAGGAAUUCGAUGGCACAUUAGACUGUAUAUCUCUUGCUGUAACUUGUACAUUUAAUAAAAGAGGAACGUUACUUGCUGUCGGAUGCAACGAUGGAAGAAUAGUUAUUUGGGAUUUUUUAACUCGUGGUAUAGCUAAAAUUAUUAGUGCUCAUGUACAUCCGGUAUGUUCGUUGAGUUGGUCUAGAAAUGGUCAUAAGUUAUUAAGUGCAUCAACCGACAAUAAUGUAUGCAUAUGGGAUGUUUUAUCUGGAGAAUGUGAUCAGAAAUAUAGAUUCCCUUCUCCAAUAUUAAAAAUACAGUUUCAUCCAAGAAAUCUCAACAAGUUUUUAGUAUGCCCAAUGCGUCAUGCUGCUGUUAUGGUUGAUGUCGAAGGAACGCACAGAGUUAUACCACUUGAUGAAGAUAGUGAUUUAAACAUAGUAGCGUCAUUUGACCGACGCGGAGAUUACGUGUAUACAGGAAACGCUCGCGGUAGAGUUUUAGUUCUUGACGCUGAGACAUUAAAUGUAAAAGCCUCUUACAAAAUAACGCAAGGCACUGCUAGUAACACAGCAGUAAAAAGUAUAGAGUUUGCACGGCGAGGCUCUUGUUUUCUAGUUAAUACCGCUGAUAGAGUAAUUCGUGUAUAUGAUAGUACUGAAAUAUUAGCGUGUGGCAAAGAUGGUGAACCUGAGCCAAUACAAAAAUUGCAAGAUCUUGUAAACAAAACAAUGUGGAAAAAAUGUUGCUUUUCUGGUGAUGGAGAAUAUGUGUGUGCCGGAUCAGCAAGACAACAUGCAUUAUACGUAUGGGAAAAAAGCAUAGGAAAUUUAGUAAAAAUUUUACAUGGGACCAAAGGCGAACUUUUACUCGACGUUGUGUGGCAUCCAGUCAGGCCGAUAAUCGCAUCUAUAUCGUCAGGCGUAGUUUCUAUUUGGGCACAAAAUCAAGUAGAGAAUUGGUCUGCGUUCGCGCCGGAUUUCAAAGAGUUGGAUGAAAAUGUUGAAUACGAAGAAAGGGAAAGUGAAUUCGAUUUGAGCGACGAAGAUAAGUCUGUCGUUCAAGGAGAAGAGGCUCAGGAUGAAGAAAUAGAGGUUGACGUUGCAUCAAUUGACAGAGUUGCUGCAUUUUGCAGCUCUGACGAAGAAACUGAAGAUAUUGGUUCACUUCAAUUUUUACCUAUAUCUCCAGAUGUGGAAGAUUCCGAAGAUAAUCAAGUCAUGCCACACGAACCGCCAAUGAAGAAACAUCGUUCACACGAUAUAGAUUUACAGGGAGCACCAACUGAUGAGACUCAUCCCUUGCUAAAUAAAGGAAAGGAUAAGCCGACCACAAAGAAGGGAAGACCAAGACUUGAAUACAAAAAGGGAAAGUAAUUUAAUGUGAGAGAGAGAUAUCGAUAAUA